Molecule: messenger RNA, 1781 nt
Organism: Anoplophora glabripennis (Asian longhorned beetle)
Lineage: Eukaryota; Metazoa; Arthropoda; Insecta; Coleoptera; Cerambycidae
Product: IDLSRF-like peptide
Exons: 3
Coding region: 35-646 (203 amino acids)
Molecular function (GO): protein binding
Source: RefSeq, a predicted model, not a curated record
UCCGUCCCGACAGUGUCGAUUUUGUGCCCCAGCCAUGGUUCGGGUGGCGGUCUCGCCUCACCCGCUUCUGCUGGUUAUGGUGAUCGUCGCCGUUUGUGCUGCCAUACCGUACGCGGUGAUGGCCAUAGACCUCAGCAGGCUGUACGGACACAUCAGCUCGAAGAGGGGCGAUGCUUGUCACCCGUACGAACCAUUUAAAUGCCCAGGGGAUGGAAACUGCAUCUCGAUCCAAUACCUCUGCGACGGAGCUCCGGAUUGUCCCGACGGUUAUGACGAGGACUCCCGACUUUGCACUGCAGCAAAGAGGCCACCCGUCGAGGAAACCGGGAGUUUCCUAAAAUCCCUCCUCGCCAGUCACGGGCCCAACUAUCUCGAGAAACUCUUCGGGAGCAAAGCAAGGGAUGCUCUCAAGCCCCUUGGAGGGGUCGAUAAGGUCGCAAUAGCGUUAUCAGAGUCACAAACGAUUGAAGAUUUCGGCGCAGCCUUACACUUGAUGAGAUCCGACUUAGAGCACCUGCGCUCCGUCUUCAUGGCCGUAGAAAACGGAGACCUAGGAAUGCUGAAAUCGUUGGGCAUCAAGGACUCCGAAAUCGGAGAUGUGAAAUUCUUCUUAGAGAAACUAGUCAACACAGGAUUCUUAGACUGAACCAUAUUUGACCCUGCUGCUAACCUCUUCGCUCAUCCCCAACCACACCUACCUUUAAGUAAAUCUUUUUACUCUUACCUUCCUUAUUAGUCUGUCUGUCUGUCUGUAUUUCCUUAUUCAGCAGCAGAGUCCGUUAUGAUCCGUCCCCUGUCACUCCCUUUUGUCUCUCUACUCGUAAGUUUCGACUCCUUACCUGUCUCGAAGGUAGUCGAAAAAGUAACGGCCAAUAUACAGACUUAUGAAUACAUAUCAUGGCACCAAAGUUUGUUAUACUUUGGAGAAAACGGCACAUAUCAUAAUAGGUGUAUUACUAGAAGUUAAGAAGUGUGAUCGCAUUUAAGAAACACAAAUUUAUAUUUAUUAGUGAAAUAUAGUUUUUAUUAAUGUUACUCUUAGUGUUUUAAAGGGUUGUAUCUUGUGUCAUAAUUGUGAUCACUUACAGAUUAAUUAAGAUACGACUCCCAAAACAAUUAUGUGGCACUACUUUAGUUUUAAGCGUAGACUUCCGGCUGGGCCGGAUCUCUAAAAAUCUCGCGCCGAGACCGGGAAAGCAGCGAGGGCGUGAAAACUUUGUUACAAUUGGUGCAGGGUAACAAAGGGCCGAUUCCACCGCGCUUUUUCCAUCUGGCGGUUGAGGUUUGCUAACUGUAAACGGUGAACGAGGGUUGAUUGGAGUAGCGCUUUCAAGGGCCUAGAGCGCUUUCCCCCAAGCUAUCGUUAACCUGGCAGUUAUAGAAGUUGUGAUCUUUGUACAUAUAUGUCUCGGUGCCGACUGAUGUGCUCUUCAAGAUAACGACCUGACAUUUACCAUCACAACGACAGAGCACAACAUUCGCCAUCUAUUAUAAAUACCAGCACAAUCACAUCCGCAACGCGAAAAAUAUAGUCUUAGUCCAUAUAUAAUAUAUAUACAUAUAAUAUAUAUAUUUAUAAAGUAUACAAAUAUAUUUUUUCGACUGGUAGUGGAAAUGUUUGUGUUUGGUGUGCGAUGGAAAAUAUUCUUUAUCUGAAGUACCUCCCAUAUUAUUAAACACAUUUUAAAUAAGGCUGGUCUGUUAAUUAUACAUAUCAAAUGUUUUUUAUUAUAACGUCAAUGCAUUAUUAAUUAUUGUGAAGUGGAAUUUCUAACUAAAUA